Cyprinodon variegatus (sheepshead minnow) is the source of this 4197-nucleotide messenger RNA. RefSeq names its product family with sequence similarity 13 member A (gene fam13a). Gene Ontology annotation, biological process: signal transduction. The transcript is spliced from 24 exons. NCBI's taxonomy places the organism in Eukaryota, Metazoa, Chordata, Actinopteri, Cyprinodontiformes, Cyprinodontidae. Bases 219 to 3338 code for a protein of 1039 amino acids. The record is from RefSeq and is a predicted model, not a curated record.
CUGUGCUUCAUGAGCUGGACAGAAAUCUGCCGGCAUCAACAGCAUUCCUGAAAACUGGAUUUUCCUUUUGCUUUUAAAGGACUGAAAUGUUGAGGAUUAAGGAAGGUCCUGCCAGUGGCAGGGGUCUGGGGUUUUUCCUCUAAUGGAGGGAGAAGAGGAGGAGGAGCUGCAGUGUUUCCCUCAUUUAAAGUCUCUGUUGGAGUUACCUUGGAGGAAGAAUGGGUGCAGGAGCCAUGACCAUCUGUCACAACCAGGCUGCAGUGUUGGUCAAAGAAGACAUGAAGAAGAUUGCCCAGAUAUCCAUGCUGAGAUCCAGAUCUGUGGCAGCUAGAAACAGCCAGAUAUUUGGAGUGCCCCUGUUGGAGCUGAGGGAGCAGGGCCUGUUGGAGGAUGGAGUGCCUCUGGUGGUAAAGAGGAUGGUGGAGCAUCUCAGGCGCCACGCACUGCAUCAAGAGGGUCUGUUCAGAGUAAACGGGAACGUUCGGGCGGUGGAGACCCUGAGGCUACGACUGGAGAACGGGGACGAUGUUGACCUGCUCUCUGAGUCGGAUCUGUGCACCGUGUCCAGUCUGCUCAAACGCUACUUCAGAGAUCUGCCUGAAGGCCUGGUGAACUCCACGGUGCAGCAGAAACUUAUACAGCACUACGAGGACAGUGCAGGUGAUGUUUCCUGGUGGUUUAUUAGAGACCAGCUUCAGCUGCUGCCCGAUAUUCACCACAGCCUCCUGCGCUACCUCUGCAACUUCCUGACUCUGGUGGAGAGGAACCAUGAAGAAAACCGCAUGACGGCCCACAACCUCGCCACUGUGUUUGGACCAAAUGUUUUUCAAGUUGCUCCCAGUCUGGAGGCGGUGAAGGAUCAAAAUAUUUGCAAUAAAAUUAUGGUCCAACUCAUCCAGAACUACAGCCGCAUCUUUGAUGCCGAGAGCGAUCCAGGCGAUCCAGACCUGACAGAGGAGCUUCCUACUCCCAGACUACUCCAGGUUAGAAAGGGGAGGAACGACGGCAUGCCUCAAGUGGUUUGUCAGCCCAGACAGCUUCAAGGGUCGCCCAGCACAAGGUUCUUCUCCAUACCAAUAGUUUUACCGCUGACCUCAGAGCUGAGGAGUUCAAGCCCGGAGGUGACAGACACGUCCCCCCUGCCAGACCCGGACACUUCCAGAACCGCUUCCCCGCAUGUCGAUUUCAGCCUCUCUGGGAGCACAGAGGGCCUCAGCAGCUCCCAGGACGAAGACCGGCCAGCUUCUCCAUUUUACAUGAGUAACCACCUCUCCCCUGUCCACUGCAGACCAGAUGUGGUGACAAGUUUCCUGGAUCAGACCAUCCGUUCAGUAGUGCAGCAACACCUCUUUGAUGUAAACCCAUUAGCCGAUCAGCGAUCACAGACUCCUGAGUUGACCCCACGCCCUUCAAACUUGAAGGGGACGCCAAGUGCUCGACAGAGACGCCGGCAGCAGAGGGAGCAGCAGGGGGAGGAACUCAGACAAAGAAACCAAGCUGCAUCCACCCAGGCCUACACUAACAAGGAAAACAUCCCGUCCAGUGGUGGCAGCAGUUCAGGGAGCGCUGGGAAGGACCCAGGCACUGACGUGGAACCAGAGGGAGGCCAGAGUGGUUGUGCCGAGCGGAUCAAACCCAAACGCAGGAAGUCCAAACAUUGCCCAACUCUUGUGCAACGUGAGAACCAGACCAGCCACACAUUUAACGAAUGCGUUGGUGAAAGACCUGGAGAGAACCACAUGGACCCACUUCAUAAAGGGAAUGAGAUUUUAAGAAAAGAGGAGCCAGGAUCCACCUCACAGACGUUAAGGAUGAAGAUCCAGGAAUCGCCCGUCGCUUGUGACGUGGGAAGGAUCGGAGGGGGAGAGGUUCGCGCCUCGGAACCGGACCGAGACGACGUUCCCCGUCUGGACCUGACAGCUCUGACCGAGAACAGCAGCUGGGGAGAUCCCCCUUUUCCCAACUCCUGUCUCCUCGACUUCCAAAGUGUUUUCCAUCCCAGUUGCUGUGAUGAACCGAUCCCAGCGUGCCCGCUGCAGAGGGAAAGCAUGGACCGCGAGGAGGCCCGGCUGUCCCCCCACGCCGGGGGACGCCUCAUCCGCCAGCUGGUGGAGGAGGACAGCGAUCCUCUCGUGUCUCCUCGUUUCUACGCCUACGGACACAGCCAGCAGUACCUGGAUGACACCGAGGUGCCUCCUUCGCCGCCGAACGCUCACUCCUUCAUCAGUCGCAGACGGAGCUCAUCGCUGGGCUCCUGUGAUGAUGAGAAGGAGGAGCUGCUGACCUCCGCCCAGCUCACCAAGAGGAUUCACGUUCUGAAGAAAAAGAUCCAGAGGUUUGAGGAGAAGUUUGAAGACGAGAGGAAAUACAGGCCGUCCCACAGCGACAAAGCUGCAAACCCAGAGGUGCUGAGGUGGCUCAACGAGCUGGCCCGACUCCGCAAAGAGCUAAAAGAACGUAAGCUGAUCAAAUCUGAGGAGGACCUAACCCCUGUGACCCGCCAGCGCAGCAACACGCUGCCAAAAAGCUUUGGCUCCCAGCUGGACAAGAAGCCCCAGCAGGAGAAGGCUCCCAAGCCUCCAGUGGAGAGCACCCUGGACUCCAUCUUGAAGAAGCUGCAGGAGAAGCGGGAGGAGAUGAACCGACCAGAGGACAUCAAGGAUAUGACACGGGACCAAAUUGGAGCCGAGAAGGUCGCCCUGCAGAAGGCUCUUCUCCAAUAUGAGGGCAUCCAUGGACGGCCUGUGACCAAGAAUGAGCGGCAGAUCAUGAAGCCACUGUACGACAGAUACCGCCUGGUGAAGCAGAUCCUCUGCAGGGCCUCCACCAUCCCCGUCAUCGGCUCCCCCUCCAGCAAGCGCCGCGGCCCCCUCCUUCAGCCCAUAAUCGAGGGGGAAACUGCUCUCUUCUUCGACGAUAUCAAGGAGGAAGAGGACGGCUCGGAGGAUGACGGAGACACAAAGAAUCAUUUUAUGGAGAACAUUCAGCCCGAGCUCAGCGUUUUCAGCUUCAUGGACGAAGAAGUGGACGGUUUCAUUUCCCCCGUAGACGACCUUUCACCCUCAAAAACCACGACAGACAUGGGGCUGUCCAACCUGCACUCUGCCACCAUGCAGGAACUGGUAGAGCAGCUUCAAGAGACGAGAGAGGAAAAGAAGAGGCUCCGCAAGAACCUGAAAGAGUUUGAGGAGCAAUUCUUCCAAAAAAAUGGAAGAACCGUCCAGAAAGAGGACCGCUCGCCACUUGCAGACGAAUACCACGAAUACAAACAUGUGAAAGCCAAACUGCGACUGCUGGAAGUCCUCAUCAGCAAAAGAGACUCAACCAAGUUCAUUUGAGACAAUAUAAAUAAAAAUAGACUAACUCUACUAGGACUGGUGCUCAGUUUCCUGCGAUACCAGCACAUCUCACCAUUGGAAUAAACUGGGAACAACACGCUGCUCUGGAAACACACGAGACCACCUGUUUCUCCUGAAGUUCUUCCUCAGAACUUUGAAGCAAAGACUUUCUCAGACGCACAAAUAAUCACCGAUAAUUUAUUUUUAUUCAUUUGAAAGAUUUAAGACAAUUUGUCUUAUAUUAAACUGUAGAAAUGCUUAAAGUAAAAUCCUAAUAUUAUUUAGAAAGUCAUGCAAUUGUUGCAACUUUUUUUGAAGGGUUUUGUGAUGAAGAUGCGUAUUUAUGCCUAUUUUUCUAAGGGAGAUGUUACUGUGUUUAUCACUCUUCAGCAAAUGAAUAGUUUUUGCUGUUUUAGUUUGGUUCCAUCGUCUACUUUAAAGAAAAAUGUUAAUUUUGCUUCUUUAGAAGUUUAAUCAGAUGCUUGCUAAUGAACAUAAAUUGAUUUGUCUUUCACUACAACCACACAUUGCAUUUUAAAAGCACUGAUCAUCUGCUCAUUCUGGUGACCACUUCAGCAUCUAAUGGGCUGUUUUUCUAUAUGCUUCUUGCUUUGUCAGAUAAGCUGAUCACUUUAGUGUUUCCAUACACUGUUUAAAGCAGAUGACCUGACUGCCUGUUUGUCUUUCUGUGAACUCAGAUCACUACGUUUGUUUACGGUCCUGUGAGCAACUACUUCUCUCCUUUCCUACUACAAUGGAUGAUUACCUGUGUACAUUUUGUUUUCACAGUGUAAACACUGGUCAGGCUCCUGAGUGUGUACAUUUUAGUACAUAAAAAUGUAUUUUGUACAUAAUAUGA